CUUGAACUCACCCUAGUUUGUUUACAUGUAUAACUUUCUCCGACAUUCUAGGACGUGUUUUAUGCCACUUCUUUUUCUGUCUCAUUUUGUCCACCAAACCUUAAACGUUGUGCAUGAAUGCACAAAGUCUACAGGUGGCAGUGUUGCACUGCAACAUCCAAAGAAACCAUAGAAGAAGACAAAGUCCCCACCUCCGGCGUUUCCAUGCAUUGGCGGGCUUAGCAUUCUUCCGUGGCCGUGUCCUCGCUGCCUCUCCUCGGCUGCCGCGGGUGGACUGACUUCCGAGGAAGACGACAGCAACAACAACAACAACAAGGGCAGGCAUGAGCGCGGUUCGGUCGGGUCCGGUGGCCGGCCCGGUCCAGCAGGGACUUAAAGAGGCUCUGAUGGAGACUCUGACGGCCAUCCUGUCCCCGGUUCAAGAAGUACGCGCCGCCGCCGAGGAGCAGAUUAAAGUGCUGGAAGUGACAGAAGAAUUUGGUGUCCACCUGGCGGAACUCACAGUGGACCCUCAAGGGGCACUUGCAAUUCGUCAGUUGGCAUCGGUCAUCCUCAAGCAAUACGUUGAAACUCACUGGUGCUCCCAAUCAGAGAAGUUCCGACCUCCCGAAACCUCCGAGCAGGCCAAAGCUGCUAUCAGGGCGCUACUGCCUAACGGCCUGCGUGAGUCAAUUAGCAAGGUGCGUUCCAGCGUGGCGUACGCCGUGUCCGCCAUCGCCCACUGGGACUGGCCCGAAGCCUGGCCCCAGCUCUUCACCUUGCUCAUGGAGAUGCUGGUCAGCGGCGACGUCAGUGCCGUGCACGGGGCCAUGAGGGUCCUCACGGAGUUCACACGAGAAGUGACCGACACACAAAUGCCACUGGUGGCUCCCGUCAUCUUACCUGAGAUGUACAAGAUUUUCACCAUGGCCGAGGUGUAUAGUAUUCGUACCCGCUCUAGAGCCGUGGAGAUAUUCACCACUUGUGCCAACCUAAUCUGUGCUAUUGAGGAACUUGAAAAGGGUGCAGCCAAGGCCUUGAUCUUCCCCGUGGUGCAACAGUUUACCGAAGCGUUCGUGCAGGCCCUGCAGAUGCCGGAUGGACCCUCAUCUGACAGCGGUCUGAAAAUGGAAGUUCUCAAGGCAAUAACGGCGCUGGUACAGAACUUCCCCAAGCCUAUGGUGUCUUCAAUGCAGCAGAUUUUGCCUAUUGUUUGGAACACGCUGACGGAAAGUGCAGCAUUUUAUGUAAGAACAGAGGUCAACUACACAGAGGAAGUGGACGACCCAGUCGACUCAGACGGGGAAGUUCUCGGUUUCGAGAAUCUGGUCUUCAGCAUCUUUGACUUUGUGCACACGUUGAUGGAGAAGAACAAGUUCAAAAGCACGGUGAAGAAGGCGCUGCCUGAGCUCAUCUACUACAUCAUCCUCUACAUGCAGAUGACAGAGGACCAGAUCAAAGUGUGGUCGUCUAACCCUCAGCAGUUUGUGGAAGACGAGGACGACGACACUCUCUCCUAUACUGUCAGGAUCUCUGCUCAAGACCUACUGCUGGUGGUUGCUGCCGAGUUCCAGAACGAGAGUGCUGCAGCACUGGCAGCGGCGGCUACAAGACACCUCCAGGAGGCGGAACAGGCCAAGAACAGCGGCAAUGAACACUGGUGGAAGAUCCACGAGGCCUGCAUGCUAGCCCUCGGCUCUGUCAAAAACAUCAUCACUGAGAACGUGAAGAACGGUCGCAUCCAGUUUGACAUGCACGGCUUCCUGGCCGGCGUAGUCUUGGCUGAUCUCAACUUGGCAGCGGUGUCUCCGUUCCUCCUUGGUCGGGCACUGUGGGCGGCCAGUCGCUUCACCGCAGCCAUGUCCCCCGAGCUGAUCCAGCAGUUCCUGCAGGCCACCGUGAGCGGCCUCCAUGACAGCCAGCCACCAUCCGUGCGUGUGUCUGCUGUGCGGGCCAUCUGGGGGUACUGUGACCAGCUGAAGUUGUCAGAGAACACGCUCAUCCUGCAGCCUUUCCUGCCCAGCAUCCUGGACGGGCUGGUCCAGCUCGCGGCUCAGUUUGCUUCCGAGGUGCUGGCGCUCGUCAUGGAGACGCUGUGCAUCGUGUGCACCUUCGACCCGGCAUUUACCACUAGUGCUGAGAAUAAGAUCUGCCCCCUCACCAUUGCGGUUUUCCUCAAGUACAGCAAUGACCCUGUGGUGGCGUCCCUGGCCCAGGGCAUCUUUAAGGAACUGUCCCAGAUUGAAGGCUGCCAGGGCCCCAUGCAGAUACGCCUUAUCCCCACGCUGGUCAGCAUCAUGCAGGCUCCUGCUGACAAGAUCCCAACUGGACUCUGUGCUACCGCCAUCGACACCUUGACCACGGUUGUACGCAACACCAAGCCGCCUCUGUCAGACAUGCUGGUGUGCCAGGCGUUCCCUGUGGUUGCACAGUGCACCUUACGCACAGAUGACAACGCUGUCAUGCAGAAUGGCGGCGAGUGUUUACGGGCGUAUGUCUCCGUCGCCCUGGAGCAGAUUGCCCAGUGGCGGGAUGACCAGGGCAACAGCGGCCUCUGGUACGUCAUGCAGGUGGUCAACCUCCUGCUGGACCCCAGGACCUCGGAGUUCACCGCCAUCUUCGUGGGCAGGCUGGUGUCCACUCUCAUCUCCCGGGCCGGCACACAGCUCGGAGAGCAGCUCGACCAGAUCCUGCGGGGCAUCCUGAGCAAAAUGCAGCAAGCCGAGACGCUGAGUGUCAUGCAGUCUUUGAUUAUGGUGUUUGCCCACCUGGUUCACUCCCAGCUGGAUCCACUUUUGGACUUCCUUUGCAGCCUACCUGGCCCGACAGGCAAACCUGCAUUGGAGUUUGUAAUGACUGAGUGGAUGAGCAGGCAACACCUCUUCUACGGACAAUACGAGGGUAAAGUCAGCACCGUGGCUUUAUGUAAAUUGCUGCAGUACAGCCUCAAUACGGACGACAAACGUCUCCAGGACAUAAUGGUGAAGGGGGAAGAGAUCUUCAGCUCGGGGGAGGGCAUCCGCACGCGCUCCAAGUCUGCCAAAAAUCCUGAGCGCUGGACCAACAUUCCCUUGCUGGUGAAAAUCUUUAAGCUGAUCAUCAACGAGCUGUCUACUGUUGUGGAGGCAAACGCCAGCCGAGCGAACCCAGCCGACUGGAGCCAAGAUUCCAGCAGCAUGUGGGAGGAGGAUGACGACGAUGGCGAAGAGGAUGAUGACGAGGAGGAAGGGCUAGCAGGGCAGCUGUUGUCUGAUCUCAUUGCAUCCAACAAAUAUGAUGAAGACUAUUACGAUGAUGAUGACGAUGAUGAUCCCGAUGCCUUAAAUGACCCCUUGGAUCAAAUUGACCUGCAGGCAUACCUGACAGACUUCCUGACUCAGUUCGCCCAGCAGCCGUGCUACAGCAUGUUCUCAGGCCACCUCAACAACAACGAGAGACAAACGCUGCAGUCCAUCGGCCUCUAGCCCCCCUCUCUUGUACUGCUGCUGCUACGACAACGUCGCCGUCGCCUCAUCAGGAUCAAUUUAGCGCAAAGGAAGGAGAAACCUGAGCAGAGGAAGGGGGUGGCGCGCACUUUCCCAUAAUGCCCUGCUUCUCCAUGCUCGUAAAAGGAGAUGAUGGACUCGUCUGAAGAGGCCACAGCUUGUGGUCCUGUCUUUUUAAACCAAUCUCGGACUGAACAGGACGAUCAAACGGAGGCCUAGGCUUCACGGUGGGCCAGGUGAUCCGUGACAUAUGGACUGUUUUGCCAUGUCUUCUCUAAAAACAUGAGUUAUUGUGUUUGUGUGUGAACGCCAUUGUUGGAAGUCACUUCCAACUGACACGGAGGAACAAAACUUCCUCUUUGGAGACGGUGGCCUUAAGCUCCACAAACUUUCUUAUCAACAUGCAACAAAAUGCUCUUAGAGUCCACUUGUGUACGUUUUCGGGAGGGGCGGGGGGGGAAUUGUCACUGUCGCCAUAGUGAUUUCUUGACCUUGUCUGUUUCCCAUACCAGCUGAGAAGUGGGAAUUACAACAUUUCUAAAUAAAAGUCAACAGGAAAUAUUGCAGUUAUCACUAAUAACUGGUAGGAGUAAUCACAUUGAUUGCAAGACCAUUCUACCAUUGUCAUUGUGCUCAUGUGGAACCAAGCGUUUGUCAAGUCCCCACUAUUACCUGGGUGGGUUGUUGACCUCCAUGCAUAUGGUGCGUUUACUGACACAUAGUUGGAACUGUUGCUCAAUGUAAGAACGUGUUUGUUUGUUUUUUUUAGUCACUAUAAAAGUUUUUUAAUGUGUGUAUA
This is a messenger RNA of Nerophis lumbriciformis (worm pipefish), 4263 nucleotides long. RefSeq names its product importin 9 (gene ipo9). NCBI's taxonomy places the organism in Eukaryota, Metazoa, Chordata, Actinopteri, Syngnathiformes, Syngnathidae. Gene Ontology annotation, molecular function: small GTPase binding. Gene Ontology annotation, cellular component: cytosol; nuclear envelope. The record is from RefSeq and is a predicted model, not a curated record. Gene Ontology annotation, biological process: protein import into nucleus.